CAGUAUAUUUUUGGGGAGUUCAGCGAUGACGAAUUCAAGCAAUUCUUUGUCAGUGCUCGCUGUACAGUGGAGCUCCCACCUUUUAAUGAAACCAUAUUGUAUGGGCCUCAGUCUUCAAGUGAUCAAGAUGGUAAGUCUCAUCGUUCGUUUUCAACUAACAACUGUUGUCUUUCAGGUGACGAAUAUCAGCGCAUCGAAUUUGGCGUCAGUGAAGUAAUCGACCCGGACGCAGGCCUCGUCAAUAAUUCCGACUAUAGUAUUUCCAGCACCUUGAACCCGCAAGCCCCAGAGUUCAUCCUCGCCUGCACUCCAGCACAGAAGACCUCCGACGACGACGUCCUCCACGCCAACAACUGUGAUGGUGUCGACGGUCAGUACUCCGAAGCCACCCUCCCUGACGGAAGCGGCAACGCAGACAGCGAUGGCACCUCUGGGUUGGGCCAGAGAGAGCGCAAAAAGAAGAAAAAAAGACCUCCUGGAUACUACAGUUACUUGGAAGGGGUUGCUGAUGAUGGCACCCACUCAGAGACCCUGGUCAACGGGCACGCCGGUGCCGGGGGAUUUAACAGUAUAGGCACCGACGAGCCAGAGGCUGCGGAGGACGUACCGCUAUUGUCGGCCUCUCCUAGGACUUGUAACAGCCCAGAUCCUUCUGUGGACUAUAAUAGUGAGACUGCCAGUGACGAGGCUCCUUCUCUUCCUAGUGCACUAGACAAUGAUAGGACUGCUGGACAGCCUGAGACAUGCAGUGUUACCCUCUCACCGCCACCCUGCAUCCCCCCGGACGCCGGGAGGGAGAGCCCAGUAAGGACAGCUGUGGAGCAGCCUCCGGCUGCCCCUGAUACUACUGAAAACCUUGGAGUUACCAAUGGACAGACACUUGAAACCACAGAGGACGUGCCUGCCUCUAACGGGGUGGACUGUCACCCGGAGGCCGCCUCCGUCUCUGAGUCAGCCAAGCCGGAGGACACAUCGCUCCCUCAGCCUGUCGGCCAGGCGUCAGCGCCCUCCUCCUCUGCAAACCCACCAGCUAAGUCUUGGGCUAGUCUUUUCCAUAAUUCUAAGCCCUCCACGUCUCCGCAGGUGGCCUAUGUUGAGACUAAGUAUUCCCCUCCCGCCACAACCCCUCAGGCUGCUGAGAAACAGGUUGAGGAGAAGGAGGGCCCUGUUCCAGUGUCAGAGGACCCGCUAGCCAUAAAGAUUGCAGAGGUGUUGGAGAAUGUGAAGCUUGUCCACAAACCGGUAUCAUUACAACCCAGAGGACUCCUCAACAAAGGCAACUGGUGCUAUAUUAAUGCUACACUGCAGGCUCUGGUGGCUUGUCCACCGAUGUAUCAUCUUAUGAAGUGCAUUCCAAUGUACACCAAACUCGACAGGCCGUGUACAUCAACACCAAUGAUUGACAGCUUUGUGAGACUGAUGAAUGAAUUUACGAACAUGCCAGUUCUUCCUAAGGCUAAGCAAGUUCCCGGUGACAAAGUCAUGCGAGACAUCCGCCCGGGGGCACCUUUUGAACCCACAUACAUCUACCGCUUGCUGACUGUUUCCAAAUCUACUCUGUCUGAGAAGGGGCGCCAGGAGGACGCAGAGGAAUAUCUCGGCUUCGUUUUGAAUGGAUUGCAUGAAGAAAUGUUGUCACUGAGGAAACUGCUCUACCCACAAAAUGACAAAAUAUCUGUUUCAAAUGGUCCUGAGACGCAGCCAGUGCAGGAGGAGGAGGAGGUGAACCAUGAAGACCAAGGAGAGGGUAGUGAUGAGGAGUGGGAGCAGGUGGGACCACGCAACAAGAGUUCAGUGACCAGACAAGCUGACUUUGUCCAGACUCCCAUCACAGAUAUCUUUGGAGGACACAUGAGGUCUGUCGUGUACCAGCAAAGCUCCAAGGAAUCAGCCACUCUUCAACCGUUUUUCACCCUGCAGCUGGACAUCCAGUCAGAGAAGAUUCGCACCGUCCAAGACGCACUGGAAAGCCUCGUGGCCCGGGAGUCUGUCCAGGGCUACACCACCAAAACCAAACAAGAGGUGGAAAUCAGUCGGCGAGUAACUCUGGAGGAGCUGCCUCCUGUGCUCGUUCUGCACCUCAAACGCUUUGUGUUCGAGAAGACUGGCGGCUGCCAGAAGCUGGUGAAGAAUAUCGAAUAUCCCGUAGAUCUGGAAAUUAGUAAAGAUUUGCUUUCUCCUGGAGUAAAAAGCAAGAUAUUUAAAGGACAAAGGACCUACAGGCUCUUUGCAGUUGUGUACCACCACGGAAACAGUGCCACUGGCGGCCACUACACUACAGACGUCUUCCAGAUCGGUCUUAACGGCUGGCUGCGUAUCGAUGACCAGACUGUCAAAGUGAUAAACCAGUUCCAGGUGGUGAAACAGACUGUAGAGCGCACGGCCUACCUCCUGUAUUACCGCCGCGUAGACCUGCUGUGA
Staurois parvus is the source of this 2421-nucleotide messenger RNA. Lineage: Eukaryota; Metazoa; Chordata; Amphibia; Anura; Ranidae. The record is from the annotation of a GenBank genome assembly.